Messenger RNA from Phoenix dactylifera (date palm), 1322 nucleotides. Its product is annotated as transcription factor MYB60. Gene Ontology annotation, biological process: response to auxin. Lineage: Eukaryota; Viridiplantae; Streptophyta; Magnoliopsida; Arecales; Arecaceae. The record is from RefSeq and is a predicted model, not a curated record.
UCGUCCUAUAAAUGAGCACUCACAUGCUCAUGAGACACUUGGAGGGGGCAGAGAAAGAAAAGUAGAGAAGAGAAAGAGGAGAGAGGGUAGUUGUUGUGAGAUAGCUAGCCAUGGGAAGGCCUCCAUGCUGCGAUAAGGUUGACAUUAAGAAAGGUCCCUGGACUCCAGAAGAAGACAUCAUCUUGAUCUCCUACAUUCAAGAACAUGGACCUGGGAACUGGAAAUCAGUACCUACAAACACUGGUUUGAUGAGAUGUAGUAAGAGUUGCCGACUGAGAUGGACUAACUACCUCCGGCCGGGAAUUAAGCGUGGAAACUUCACCCCGCAUGAAGAAGAAAUGAUCAUCCAUCUACAAGCUUUGCUAGGUAACAGGUGGGCAGCCAUUGCUUCUUACCUUCCUCGGAGAACAGAUAAUGAUAUCAAGAACUACUGGAACACCCACCUGAAGAAGAAGAUCAAGAAGGAUCAAACAACAAUUGGCAGCUACAUGGCUCCAUCUGAUUCAACCAUUACCUGCCAUGAGCUUAUAGCCAAAGGCUACAACAGUGAGACCAGGAAUUCAGAUAUCUCCACCAUCCACUUCCCUCUCCCCAGGUCCAGCCAUAGCUCUUCCACCUAUGCCUCGAGCGCCGAAAACAUUUCAAGACUCCUAGAAGGGUGGAUGAGAUCCUGUCCAAAGGCUAAUUUCAAGCCAGCUCAAGAUAAACAACAUCAAAGCAUCAAUGCCUUCAGCAGCAGCAGCAGCAAUGCUUUUAACCAAGCACAUCCUGAAGUGGGACAUGCUAAGAGUGGUCGAGAAUGUGGCGAUCCUAUUCCCCAAGCUUAUAUUGAAGGGGGACAAGUUAUGGAUGAUCAAGGAUAUUGUGAUCGUAUUCCACAUGAAGAGGUUGAGUUAUUCCUCUCAUUCGAAAACUCGAGCGGCAAUCCCUGGGAGAAAUCAUGCGUUGACUCAACAUUCUAUGGGCCGCAGUCCCCAGUAGCUGAUGCUGAAGCCAGGCAGACACUGGACAGCGGACAGCACGCUCCCCUGUCUUUGUUGGAGAAGUGGCUGCUCGAGGAGGCAACAGGACAAGUAGAUCUCAUGGAGCUAUCUGCUGAUUGCUGCUCAGGUGCUAUGCUCCAAUAGUUCUUAUCUUGUCUCUACCAGCCAUGCAUAAGAUGAAGACAAGAUCGAUGCAUUAGCCGCCUGGUGGCUGAUUACUGUUACUAGCACUUAAGAAUAUUUAGAGACAGAAGAAGAAGAAGAAGUUGAUAGUAAAAAUGUGAAGCUGUGUUCUAUGAAUUAUUAGAAAUAAAAUCUAUUAUUCAAGUCUUAAUCUUU